This is a messenger RNA of Pelagomonas calceolata, 1060 nucleotides long. NCBI's taxonomy places the organism in Eukaryota, Pelagophyceae, Pelagomonadales, Pelagomonadaceae. The record is from the annotation of a GenBank genome assembly.
GCUUUUGGGCAGACAGCGAGGGAGCUGCCAAAAGCUGGCUAUUUGGAGUGCUGCUCACGCGGCGUCAGCGGAACUAGACAGCAAGGUGUGCGAGCCUGGGCUCGUGGUAGGUCACAGAAGCAUUCAAGAGAAUAAUAGUUGCAUCAGCGCACGCGCAGCGGCUGCCACAGCUCUGCCUGUAAGGGAGAGCCCCCAUCGAUAUCUCCGCGCGCCGAGCACCCAGGCCGCCAUAGACAAGGCAGCAUACUGCACGAGACCCGUGCGCGCGACAGCGAGCCAUUCCCACGCCGCCGACGCGCAAGAUGUUAGAUUUCAGCACCUUCGACUGGGCGACGGCGCCGCUGCACCGCAUCGAGGUCGUGGUCACGACGGGGGUGCUCUACGUCUGGGCCGCGCUCACGGCGAAGCUGUAUCUGUGGAAGCACAAGGUGCCGCCGACGAGCGGCACGUCCCGCGUCUUGGCCGCGCACUCCCUCGUGCUCUGCGUGGGCUCGUUAUGGAUGUGCGCCGGCGCGAUCGGCGAGAUACGAAGCCGCAUCGCAAGUGAGGGUCUCGCCUGGUUCUUCUGCGAAAGUCAGGAUCCACCGCCGAGGCUCUACGCCUGGGCCUACGCCUACUACCUCUCGAAGUACUACGAACUCCUCGACACGUUCCUCCCGAUGGUCAUCAAGGGCCGGCCGCCGAACCACUUUGGGCUGCACGUCUUCCACCACGCGUGUGUGUUAUUGAUGGCCUGGGGCUACGUCGAGUACCGCCAGACUUUAUGUUUCGGCGGCCUCGUCGCGAACACGUUUGUCCACGUCGUCAUGUACUACUACUACUUCCGCGCAGCGCUUAAGUGGGCGACGCCGUGGAAGGCCUGGGUGACGCGGCUGCAGAUCCUCCAGUUCUCUGUGUCCUUUUUACUGCUCUGCGUCACGCUGUCGGGGCGCUACGGAGAACUAGGAACGUGCUCGGGCGUUGCCGCUUUGAUUGGUAACGCUGCGUUCAACGCCGUGCUCCUCCUGCUCUUCGUCGGCGUGCUCCGGGCACCAAGGAAGAAAUCUAAGGUUAAAUAGGA